Messenger RNA from Triplophysa dalaica, 2237 nucleotides. RefSeq names its product 7-dehydrocholesterol reductase (gene dhcr7). NCBI's taxonomy places the organism in Eukaryota, Metazoa, Chordata, Actinopteri, Cypriniformes, Nemacheilidae. Gene Ontology annotation, molecular function: 7-dehydrocholesterol reductase activity. Gene Ontology annotation, biological process: brassinosteroid biosynthetic process; cholesterol biosynthetic process. Bases 123 to 1559 code for a protein of 478 amino acids. Gene Ontology annotation, cellular component: endoplasmic reticulum membrane. The transcript is spliced from 8 exons. The record is from RefSeq and is a predicted model, not a curated record.
AUUGGUCAUUAAACCGAUUGUGGGUGGGGUUAGUGUGGCUAGACACUCCCCUUUUCACGUUACAUCACUGAACAUCUGGGCAACGUUAGUAGUGGCGCAGCAUCAGCCAUAUAACUACAUCCAUGACGACAGGCAGCUCUGUAAGAAAGCGCCAUAGGGCCAGUGCCAAUGGAGCAGGGGCUGGUGCAGGAAACCAUGCGGAAGAGCCAGCACAGUGGGGAAGAGCAUGGGAGGUGGAUUGGUUCUCUCUGACAGCCGUGAUCCUGCUGCUGUGUCUCGCCCCCUUUAUCGUGUUUUUCUUCGUCAUGGCAUGCGAUCAGUACCAGUGCUCCGUCACCCAUCCAUUACUGGACCUCUACAAUGGUGAUGCCACCCUGCUCACCAUCUGGAAUCGAGCCCCUUCCUUCACAUGGACUGCUGCCAAGAUCUACGCCACAUGGGUCACUUUUCAGGUGGUGUUGUACAUGUUCAUUCCAGAUAUUUUGCACAAGAUCUUGCCAGGCUACGUGGGAGGAGUUCAGGAUGGUGCCCGAACACCAGCAGGCCUAAUAAAUAAAUAUGAGAUCAACGGUCUACAGUGCUGGAUAAUAAGUCAUGUUUUAUGGGUGGCCAAUGCACAAUACUUCCACUGGUUUUCUCCAACCAUCAUCAUCGACAACUGGAUCCCUUUGUUGUGGUGCACAAACAUCCUCGGCUAUUUCGUGUCCACUUUUGUUUUUUUCAAAGCUUAUCUGUUUCCUACCAAUCCAGAGGACUGUAAAUUCACAGGCAACAUCUUUUAUAAUUACAUGAUGGGAAUUGAGUUCAACCCACGGAUAGGAAAAUGGUUCGACUUUAAGCUUUUCUUUAAUGGACGGCCGGGUAUUGUAGCGUGGACUCUUAUCAACCUGUCAUAUGCUGCCAAACAGCAAGAGCUAUAUGGUUAUGUGACAAACUCCAUGAUCCUGGUCAACGUUUUGCAAGUGAUCUAUGUGUUGGACUUCUUCUGGAAUGAAGCCUGGUACCUGAAAACUAUUGACAUCUGCCAUGAUCACUUUGGCUGGUACCUGGGCUGGGGAGACUGCGUCUGGCUUCCUUUCCUUUAUACACUGCAGGGACUUUACCUGGUCUACAACCCAGUCCAGCUAUCCACACCCCACGCUGCAGGAGUCCUCAUCCUGGGUCUGCUGGGAUACUACAUCUUCCGUGCAACGAACCAUCAGAAAGACCUUUUCCGUCGCACAGAGGGCAACUGCAAAAUCUGGGGAAAAAAGCCCACUUUUAUCGAGUGUUCCUACCGAUCGUCCGAUGGUGGCCUUCACAAAAGCAAGCUGAUGACAUCAGCCUUCUGGGGAAUGGCCCGCCACAUGAACUACACGGGCGACCUGAUGGGCUCCCUGGCGUACUGCAUGGCCUGUGGCGGCACGCACUUGUUGCCGUAUUUUUACAUCAUCUACAUGACCAUCCUGCUGGUACAUCGCUGCAUACGUGAUGAGCACCGCUGCAGUAGCAAAUACAGCAAGGAUUGGGAACGCUACACCGCCGCCGUGCCCUACCGUUUGUUGCCCGGCAUCUUCUAGAGUGAACGUAUUCUCAUAUCCCAGAAUGCAACUUUUUUUUAACCACCACGGCCUCAUACACCAAAGCCACUUGUUUUCUGUGGCUGCCUGUACUGGUUCAUUUCUAAACUUUUAUGGCCGUUCGUCUUUUAGGUAGUUUUGUGGACUUGAAUGGAAUGGUGUAUGAAUGACUGAAAUGUUCUACGAAGAUCAGUUUGCUUGUUUAUGUGUGAGUGUGGUGUGCAUGGGAAAAUAUCUUACAGGAUUUUCAAAACGUCACACUUCUACAUGGAAUGGACUUUAAAAACAGCUGCUAAAUAUACUGUGAUCAACUCAAGUCUCAAUGUUUCUACCUUACAUAUUUCACGAGUCCUGUUGGUGGUGGUGGUUUCUCUAAUUUGUUUAAUGGGGAGUAAAAAACACUGUAGUUUUUUAAUGGUACAGGCUAAAGGAGACAAAAAUACUUCAGAAAUUCUGGUACGAAUACUAUUACUUCCAUGUUUGAUUCAAAUAGAAAAUUUUAACAAACAAUUUUACACGUUGUCUUUAUUUCUUUUACUGGUAAACGUAUUGUGUCUUUCACUGUAGGUGCUGAACAAAUACAUUUACAUCUGAAAUGUUUCAAAACUUUAAACAUUUUAGUAUGUUUUUACUUACUCCCAGGAGGACUAAGGUUACAUUUUCGACAGCAGGUGGCAU